GCACUUCCAACCUCCCCACCUUUCUCAUUCACUCAUUGUUCCCCUUUCCUUCUCACAGUUAUAUUAUACAUAUCUUUGUAUCUAUAUAUACUUGAUCUUUUGUUACACAACAAAACUUAAAUAUUUAUUACUUAACUCUUCAAGAGUACUUGCUUACUACAAUAUGGGAAGUCAAUCUAAGGGGAGUGUGGAUGGAGUUCAAAGUGAUGUGAAGGUUGUAGAGAAUAUGUCAACUAAGAAGAGUGGUGUUUAUGAUUUGUUGCUUAGGGUUCUUUGUUUCUUGCUCACUCUCACUGUUACUAUCAUUGUUGCUGUUGAUAAGGAAACUAAGGUUAUUUCCUAUGCUGAUUUGCAGUUCAAAGCUACUGCUAAAUGGAAAUACAUGUCUGCUAGUGUGUUUUUCUUGGUGACAAACGCUAUAGGAUGUUCAUAUGCAGCAACAACAAUGGUGAUUUCAACCAUUGCAAGAAACAGUGGGAACAAGACAAUACUGUUGAUGAUAACAGUACUAGAUCUUGUUGUUUCUGCAUUACACUUCUCAGCCAAUGGAGCUGCUGCUGCAGUGGGAGUGUUAGGGCAGAAAGGAAACUCGCACGUGCAAUGGAUGAAAGUGUGUAAUGUGUUUGAUGCCUAUUGUCGUCACAUGACUGCUGCUUUGGUUCUCUCUAUCAUUGGUUCAUCUGUGUUUCUUUUGCUUGUGGCUCUCUCUAUUUUCAAACUUCAUUAUUAUAGAUCUUACUAGAUCAAUAAUUAAUAUACUAUUAUUAGUGUUAAUGUGUUCUUAGACUGUUGUUAGUUACUAAAGUUGUUGUUUGAUGAAAUAUAGAUUUAAUAUGUAAUUUAGUAUUAUGGUUCUAUUAAGUGAUUUUGGUUUGUAGUAUAGUAGUAAAUAUUGUAUCCUACUAUACAUGGUGGUAGGUUUAAUCAUUUAAGAGGAGUACACUAUAUAUGGCCACUUUGUUUA
Vicia villosa (hairy vetch) is the source of this 964-nucleotide messenger RNA. RefSeq names its product CASP-like protein 1E1. The record is from RefSeq and is a predicted model, not a curated record. NCBI's taxonomy places the organism in Eukaryota, Viridiplantae, Streptophyta, Magnoliopsida, Fabales, Fabaceae. The coding region runs from base 164 to 742 and encodes 192 amino acids. The transcript has 2 exons.